Molecule: messenger RNA, 821 nt
Organism: Thecamonas trahens ATCC 50062
Lineage: Eukaryota; Apusomonadida; Apusomonadidae
Product: dehydrogenase/reductase member
Exons: 1
Coding region: 57-821 (254 amino acids)
Source: RefSeq, a predicted model, not a curated record
CGAGCCAAGGAGAGGAUGGCGGUGGCAAGAGCGAGACCAUCGAGGAGACGGCAGAGAUGGUGACGGCUGCGGGAGGUUGUGGACUGGCUGCGGUGGUCGACCACCAGGAUGAGGACGCGGUGGCGGAGCUGGUGGCCAGGAUCACCAAGGAGAAGGGCCACCUCGAUCUACUGGUCAACUGCGUUUGGGGCGGCGACAAUAAGGCCCAGUGGGGCACAGCCAUCGAUGCACUGGACGUUGGCAAGGGCCGGGCCAUGCUCGACCAAGCCAUCGUCUCGCACAUCAUCACCACCAAGGCCAUGCUUCCUCUCCUCCGGCUCGGCACCGACCCGCUGGUGGUCGAGGUGACGGACGGCGCCGGUGGCUUCUUUCGCGGGGCUCUUUUCUACGAUCUCGUCAAAAAUGCAGUCAUCCGCCUCGCCUUUGCCACCGCCGAAUCGCUGCGUGAGUCGAGCAUCUGUGCUGUGGCGGUCACGCCUGGAUUCCUCCGCUCUGAGGCCGUUCUCAAGCACUUUGGUGUGACGUGCGAGACCUGGCGCGAUGCCAUUGCCACCGAUCCGCACUUUGCCCACUCGGAGACGCCCAUCUUUGUCGGCCGUGGCAUCGCCGCCCUCGCCGCCCUCGACGCCGACGCCAAGGCGGCGCGAAACGGGCGAGUCUUUGCCUCGUGGGGCCUUGCCACCGAGUUUGGCCUUACCGAUACCGACGGCUCGGUCCCCAACUGGGGUGCGCAUGCCGCAGACUCUGACUUUGGUCGCGAUCACGCCGCCUCUCACGCCCGCUUCCUCAACGCCUUUCCGCACCAGCCGUCGCCGCCGUAG